AUGGAACGCGGUGCCGCAGCUUUACAGCUGCAUCAUGCCAUGCAGCAGCAGCAGCAUCAUCAACGUCAUCAGCAGCAGCAUCAUCAACGUCAUCAUCAGCAGCAGCAGCAGCAGCAGCAGCAGCAGCAGCAGCAGCAGCAGCAGCAGCAGCAGCAGCAGCAGCAGCAGCAGCAGCAGCAGCAGCAGCAGCAGCAGCAGCAUGGCAGCUGUCGGCCGUCGACUAGCUCGUCGAGCGCGGCGGAUGAGGUCGGGGGAAUGGACGCCGUCGCGUUGCUGCUCGCGAGCCUUCCGCAACGUGACUAUCAAUCGCAACUCCGCACGCAGGCCGCGCCGCAGCAGGGUCACGCGCCGGGGCACGCGCACGACCACGAGCAGGUGGCGGAACAUACGCUUGCGGCGCAUUACCGUAACGACCUGCAGCAGCAGCAGCAGCAGCAGCAACGUCAAUCCUCCUUCGAGCUCCAGCAAGACCUGCAGACAUCCGGACAGAGGAGCGUCACCGCGUGCGACGUGUGCGACUCCAUGACUCUCGGUUGCGACGCGAGCAGCGCCGGGAACAGCGCGACUGGCGGCGGCAAUCGCGGCAGCUCUGGAAGGAGCGGCUUUACAUCCGCCCGGCGGCAAGGCGGCGGAGGCGGAGGAUCAUCCGCGUCCGCAGGAGCGAGCAGCGGAAACAGCACCAGUGGCGGCGGAGGCGGCCGCGGUGGCGGCGGAGGCGGCCGCGGUGGCGGCGGUGGCGGCGGUGGCGGGUGCAGCGGAAUAUCCGACAUGGGCGGUCUGCGGCGCUUCCUUCCCAGCAACAACGACAGCGACCACGGCGAGGCUGUCGACGGGUACGCCAAUGACGAGUUCCGCAUGUUCGAGUUCAAGGUCCGCCGCUGCAUGCGCGGGCGCAGCCACGACUGGACCGAGUGCCCCUUCGCGCACCCGGGGGAGAAGGCGCGCCGGCGCGAUCCGCGGAGGUACCACUACAGCGGAACCGCGUGCCCGGAUUUCCGCAAGGGGACGUGCCGGCGCGGCGACGCGUGCGAGUACGCGCACGGGGUGUUCGAGUGCUGGUUACACCCGUCGCGCUAUCGCACGCAGCCGUGCAAGGACGGCCGCAACUGCAAGCGCCGCGUCUGCUUCUUCGCGCACACGCCCGCGCAGCUGCGCCUCAUGCCCUCCGCGGCGGCAGCUGCCGCCGCUGCUGCUGCAGCCGCCGCGGCAGCCGCCGGGGGGGACGGUUCCGCAGGGGACAGCUCCGCCGCGUUUGGCGGAGGUUCUGGCGUUACUGGCGGUGUAGGAGCUGAUGGUGGAAAUUCGGGGUGUAAUAACGAACUUUCUAAAACGGGGACGGCGGUGGACGACUCGUCGCCCACGACUGUGUUUCCGUGUGACGUCAGCCGCAGCAGCAGCGCGGGUCCCCAUACCCCGCCCCUCACUCCCGCCUCUUCUUCCCCCCCUAGCUCACCGCACCAACCUGGGGGUGCGGCGGCGACCGUGCUUGUGCAACAGCGGCACCAGCAACAGCAGCACCAGCAGCAGCAACAGCAGCACCAGCAGCAGCAACAGCAACAGCAGCAGCACCAGCAGCAGCAGCAGCAGCAGCAGCAGCAGCAGCAGCAGCAGCAGCAGCAGCAGCAGCAGCAGCAGCAGCAGCAGCAGGGAGAGUAUGAGCAGUAUCAGCAUGCAGCACUGUCCUUCGCGCAAAUGACCCCAGAACUCGCUGUGCCCCAUCCUGACUUUCUGCACCACAUGGGUGGUGGUCUGCACCUGCACAACCAUGCAUCCAUGCCCUCCUCUCGCGCUGCUGCUUCUCCCGCCGCUGCUGCCGCUGCUGCUGCUGCCCCUGCCACAAUGUUCUCAUUGGCAGUGGCGACCGGAGCUGCAGCAGCUACUUCUGGGGUGGCUGGAUGGUCCCUUCACAGGGCCGGAUCUGCACUAACGGUGUCUGCAGCAGCAGCAGCAGCAGGGGCAGGAGCAGGGAGCAGAUGCCCCUUGGGAAUGCCGAGAGCAGCCUCGGAUUCGUCAGAGUAUACUGGAGCCAUUCUGCCAGACCUUGCAUGGGUUACUGACCUUUGCCAGUGA
Molecule: messenger RNA, 2070 nt
Organism: Closterium sp. Naga37s-1
Lineage: Eukaryota; Viridiplantae; Streptophyta; Zygnematophyceae; Desmidiales; Closteriaceae
Source: the annotation of a GenBank genome assembly